Messenger RNA from Aricia agestis (brown argus), 1835 nucleotides. RefSeq names its product GPI mannosyltransferase 3 (gene PIG-B). The coding region runs from base 128 to 1639 and encodes 503 amino acids. The transcript is spliced from 10 exons. The record is from RefSeq and is a predicted model, not a curated record. Lineage: Eukaryota; Metazoa; Arthropoda; Insecta; Lepidoptera; Lycaenidae. Gene Ontology annotation, molecular function: alpha-1,2-mannosyltransferase activity. Gene Ontology annotation, biological process: GPI anchor biosynthetic process. Gene Ontology annotation, cellular component: endoplasmic reticulum membrane.
UAAAAUGGUAUAAAUUACAAAGAAAAGUGCUUAAUGAAUCACUAAAGAUCGUAUUUAGCAUAACAUUCAUUCAGAAAUAGUGAUUUUUUUGUGGACGCGUUAGUUGACACUCCUCGCAAGCGGGAGAAUGGCUUUGUUGAGAAGUCUGAGACCUACCCAGGUUCUGUCUGCUAUACUUAUCGUGAGGAUUCUGUCUGUGUUCGUUGUUCAGACAUGGUAUGUGCCAGACGAAUACUGGCAAACAUUAGAAGUUGCUCAUAAACAAGCAUUUGGCUAUGGAACCCUUACCUGGGAAUGGCAAAAAGGCAUAAGAAGCUUCCUGUACCCAAGCAUUGUGACUGCUUUAUAUUAUCUGCUGAAGGUUACUAAUUUGGAUUAUCCUGAAGCAUUGGUAUUAUUGCCACGAAUUUUACAAGCCAUCAUAAGCUCUGCAGCUGAUUACAGUUUUUACAAAUGGUCUGGUAAUCGAAAAUGGGCUUUAUUCUUAAUCCUGACAUCAUGGUUUUGGUUUUACACAUGCAGCAGGACUCUCUUACAAACCCUGGAAACUGCCUUAGUAGCAAUUGCCCUAUCCUUGUUCCCGUUCAAAGAAGGAAAACUUUCACACUAUCAAAAAGAGGACAAUAGAUGGAUUUGGCUGGCCUGUACAUCUGUGUUUGUGAGACCCACAUCAGCUCCUCUGUGGAUUGUUCUGGGUCUUUAUAACUUGGUGACUACAAAUCAGGGUCGUCCACAGCUAUUGCUGCAGACUUAUCUGCCAAUAGGGGUCUUAGCAGGUGGGGCACUUGUGGCGCUGGACUCAUUUUUUUAUGGAAAACUUAUAAUUACUCCUUGGGAAUUUUUCAAGUUAAAUGUAUUGAAAGAUAUUGCAUCCUUCUAUGGCAAGCAUCCAUGGCAUUGGUAUAUUACUCAAGGUCUGCCUGCUGUAUUGGGAAUAAAUAUAUUGCCUGUAAUUUGGGGUAUUGCUAAGAUUUUAAGGAGACCAAAGGAGAAUAAAAUAGGCACUCUGUUACUAUCCGCAGCUGCAUUACAUGUUGCUCUUCACAGCUACAUACCUCACAAAGAGUUCAGAUUUGUUUUGCCAUUGCUGCCAAUUUUGCUGUAUAUUGCUCAGGAUGUUAUUGUCCCAUGGAGCAGAAAGGCAGAAAAAUGGCAACUUUACACCUUGGCAUUAGCAUUACUUGUUGGAAAUGCUAUUCCCGCCGCAUAUUUUGGAUUGAUACACCAAAAAGCAACUCUAGAGGUGAUGCCUCUGUUACGUGAGAAUAUUUCGAACAACAGAACUUCGAUUUUGUUUGCUAUGCCUUGCCAUUCGACGCCAUUAUACAGCCACCUCCACGCGAAUGUGUCAACUCGCUACCUAUCUUGCGACCCGCCGCCGCCAGGCGAGACGUACGAAUCCGAGGUGUUCUUCAACAACCCCAACCGGUGGUGGGCGCGCGAGUUCGCUGUCCGUCAGCCCCCGACCCUCGUGGUACUGUUUGACGUGUUGCGCGGCCGCCUGGACGGGCUGCGAGACUACCGCCUUCUGCACGAGCUGCCGCACACACAGUUUCCAGAAGGCGAGGUGAGUGAGAAGGUUCUUGUUUACCAAAGGAAGGAAGCCAGACCAAAAGUACAAACUGACGAAGUUGUAUAACAUACUGCAACCAGAAAUCAAGACGGACUCUAUGGGGGAACCGACAGUGUUCGUAUCUUAAAUAAGUAAUCUAUCAGAUUUUAUACUUUUUAUUGACAUUUUUAUAAAAGAUAAUUUGGUAUCAAAGGUUCUAAUGACAUGGGUAACGGCCUUUCCCAAUAUUUAAUCUAUCUCUGGUUUGACAUACAACCGAUCG